GGAAUGCUGGUUCUAAGUACAGCGCUUACUCUCAUCCCCGAUUCUCCCCGAAAUUCCUCUCUCUCUCUCUCUCUCUCUCUCUCUCUCUCUCUCUCUCUCUCUCCGUUCUCCCGUCCCUUUCUCCUCUCUUUUCAGCUUCUCUUUGCGGAGACGAGCUUUUGGGAAUCUGGUUGAAAGCGGUGCGUUUCGGGCGCAGUGAUUAGGCUUUUGGGACUCGGGAAGUGUUGGGGCUUUGUUCAGAGAACAUUAUCUCGGCGGUGGUUUCUUCAGUUCAGUGGCAUUUGGGUGCUGCAAGUCGUGUGUGCUUAUUUUCAGGGAAGUCUAUGCAGUAUCAAUUGUGGGGCUUUUCCAACUGCUGUGACCAAUCUGUUGGAUCCUACUAGGCUAUACAGUCUCUCUGCUUGGGGCAAGGCUUGUCUUUGUUUGGUACCCCCUAGUCACCACUUUUGUUUUUCUUCCUGGAUGAUUUGACUGGAUUUGAAAUCACAUAUGUUUUGGAGGUAUGGCAUUGUAUGACACUCGUGGUCUUGGUAAAAACAAAAGGUUGUGGGCCAAAGAAGAAGAUGAAAAAUUAAUUGAGGCUCUUCUUGAGUUGCAAAACACAGGAAAGUAUAAUCCUGAUUGUGAUUUCAAACCAGGUCAUUAUGGUGCAGUUGAGAGGAUACUUGCAAUGACUUUGCCAAAUUCAGGUUAACUGAGUUUGCAAAAUAUUGUGCCAUGGGUCCUGAUUUAGAACUGGUAGGAAAAACAGAAACUGCUAUGGACGUUUUGGCUAACAAGACAGAUGGAACAACUCCAAAAGAUCAUGAGAAUAAUAUUUUGAAGUGUACAAGUAAUUAUGAGUACAAUGCCUCUGCUAUUGAAGCUUUCCUGGAUGAGCAUACAAUGCCACCUGAUGGAAAUGAAGAUAGAGAGCUUGAUAUAAUGGAUUGUGUGAAUACUAGUAACACUGGUAUAGCUAAAACUGAUUGCCACGAUGCAACUGAGAGUUCAAGUUCUUUUGGAGACACUCUUUCUGGGAUUGAAGAUGGUUCUUUGCUAAGCGAUGCUGAAGUCCAGUCAGAAUUGCGUGGUCACAACACAUCAGCAAUGAUAAUUGAUGGGUGUGGUGAAGUAUUUCGAGUGAGGAAGAAAAAAUUGACAGCCCAUUGGAUGAGGUAUAUACAUCCUUUAAUGUGGCGGUGUAAGUGGAUAGAAUUGCAAAUAAAGGAAUUUCAGUCCCAAGCAUUAAAAUAUGACAGAGAACUUGCAGAGUAUGGUAAAAAGAAGCAGUUUGAAUUAGAGAAGUUCACAGAAGAGGUUGGUGCAAGAUCAGUUCCAUUUCCUGAUCAACAUUCAGGGAAAAAAGUAAUGAAGAGAAAGAAGAGAGAAAGAGUAGAAGACAUGACUGAUAUAGCAUCAUAUAUGUCGCACCAUAAUUUGUUCUCCUAUUAUGAAGUUAAGAGGCCUGCUGCUGAUGGUGCUUCUAUGGAUGAUGCUUGCCGUACUCUAGUGGUUUCUACAGAUAAGACUAUCAAUGGCAAUGUUGAGUUUGGAGCUUAUGAUGAUUGGCCAUUCCUUGAGUUGGGGAAUGGUGAUAAUUCUCUGGAACAAAUCCUACGGAGAAUUGGUGAGGCAGAGUCUCAAGUUCACAAGCUGAAGGGUCGAGUUGACAAGCUGAUAAGUGAAAAUGCUGGAAAUUUCUCUUCCACGAAUAACUUGAGCAUGCUUGUGCCAUGUGAUGCAUUAACCUGCUCUACUCAAAAUCCUGCUUCUCCGCCUAGUAGCAGAGAUAAAAAGCCAAUUGGAUCCAUACAUACUGCCUCUCACGGCAUAUGGGAGGAUGGUUGUGCUGCAGAUGUGGUUUUGCCUGAACAUGCUGUCUCAAAUCACGUAGGGGUCCCUCGUCUUGAUAUAAUUGAAAGCACCAAUCAGCCUUGUGUUGAGGGUUCAUGGAAGACUGGGGAGGGAAUUCUACUACAGAACCAGAAACUGAAGGAAGAGUUGCAUAAUUGUGAGGAGCCUGUAGGAAAGCCACAGGUGCCCAAGGACGAGCAGGAGAAUGCCAUUCCUCCAGUCUUGGCUCACAAAAUUGACUCACCCAAAGAUGAGCAGCCGUCUCAGAAACUUCCUCCCAUUUCCCGUGUUAAUAAUGCCUCUAAGAACAAGAGAAAGAGGGGGAGGCGAAAGGCUGGCGGUGGGUGGAGCCAGAGAACCCAUGGCUAGGCUCAGAUUGAUUUGAGUAGGAAGCUCAUCCUUCAACCACUGAAAAUGCUAGAGGAAACUGAAAUUGCUGUGAAAAAAUGAUGUCAACUGUCUUUGCUGCUGAGGGAAUUUGUAGAUGCUGCUUCUGUAUAUGCUGAUGGACUGUUGGUAAACGGUAACGAAAUGACGUCGACUGCUUUUGCUGCAACUGGAAUGGAUUUGUAUAUCCCACCUCAAAAGAAAAAAAAAAUUGCAGCUACAUAUGCUGCUAUGAAUAUUUGUACAUGCUUAUAAGCUCUCUCUCUCUCUCUCUCUCUCUCUCUCCCAUUUUUGUAGGCUUGUGUUUUUCUUUUUAUAUAGCACGUUUUAUAGCAUCAAAUAUCUCUACACCCUCGUUUACAUUUUGAGUGGAAAUUAAAUUUUGCAUCUUGUUUGUGUACAAA
This is a messenger RNA of Malania oleifera, 2627 nucleotides long. RefSeq lists its product as uncharacterized. The transcript is spliced from 11 exons. The coding region runs from base 718 to 2205 and encodes 495 amino acids. The record is from RefSeq and is a predicted model, not a curated record. Lineage: Eukaryota; Viridiplantae; Streptophyta; Magnoliopsida; Santalales; Ximeniaceae.